Messenger RNA from Aspergillus brunneoviolaceus CBS 621.78, 586 nucleotides. RefSeq lists its product as uncharacterized. NCBI's taxonomy places the organism in Eukaryota, Fungi, Ascomycota, Eurotiomycetes, Eurotiales, Aspergillaceae. The transcript is spliced from 2 exons. Bases 53 to 586 code for a protein of 177 amino acids. The record is from RefSeq and is a predicted model, not a curated record. Gene Ontology annotation, molecular function: RNA nuclease activity; RNA binding.
CGAACCCACAGACAGAUAUAGAAACUACCUAUUCUUCUUCUCUCGUUUAAAAAUGCUCUUCAACCUCAAGCCCACCCUCCUCUUCGGUCUAGCCCUAACCGCAGUCGCCAGCCCGAUCGCCAGCGACACCGACCCUCUGGAGGCGCGCGACCUGCUCAGCCUCCUCCCCCGCGCCCAGGUCAAGGACGUGAACUGCGGCGGGGCCAAGUUCACCGCGGCCAACAUCAACGCGGCGAUCAAGCAAUCCAAGGUCGUCGAGACGGCGCGAGCGGCGGGCCAGAAGGGCUAUGGCAAGUACCCGGAAACGUACGGCAACGGCGAGAAGUUCUUCAAAUCCACCAGCCAGCUGUAUGCGUACCCGUUGAUUUCGGGGGUUUAUUCUGGAAAGUCCAGUGCCGGUGAACCUGGCAAGUAUCGGGUUAUCAUGAAUGAGAAAUACACGUACAUGGGGUCUGUGUAUCAUCCCCCCGGGACGGGCAAUAGCUAUAACCUGUGUGUCAAUGAUGAGGCGGCGGCGACAACGACCACCACCACUACCACCACUACCACCACUACGACAACGAAGGCGGCGAAGACAAAGAAUUGA